AUGACUGAGCUUUAUAUUAAUUUUAACAAACUUUAUGAAGAGAUGUUGGUUAAAAAAACAAGCAUGUUUUUGGCACUUUUCCUCUUUACUUUCUCCUGUGUUUUAUGUGACAGGAAAGAUAUGACUGCUGAAGUGAAAACUGAAUUGGAUGAGGAGACAGAUCAGUUGUUUAGUGAUUUAAAAAAACAGCUUGAGGAGCUCGAUGAAUUUAAAAAAAAUGAGAAAUCAAUCAAGGAAAGUUUGGACACUUCAAAAGACGCUGUAAAAAAGCUAGAUGAUCCCAACUAUGUUGCCAAAGCAUUUGACGUGGUGAAAGGUAUCGGGCCGAGCUUAGCGAAGUUUAAAACUGGAGAUCCAUUUGAUAUUGCUGAAGGAUCGUUUGCUAUUAUUUCAACGAUAACUGCUGCAUUCCCUGCACCAGUGGGUCCAGGACUUUCUGCACUAGCUACCCUCAUUUCAAGCAUCAUACCGUUAUUUAAGCCGACGCCGGAUGCAACAGCUAAGUUAGCAAGCACACUAAAAGAAGUACUCCGUGAAGAAAAUGAUCUGAUUCUGCUGGGAGAAGUCAAAGGAAUUACAGAUAAGUUAUCUCAAGCCCUUAAUGCACUGGGAAGCGAAACAAAGUUUGAAAGUCAAAACACUCUGGAUGCUGCCACUAGAGAGAUUUCGCAUACAGCUGGUACCGUGGUGCUUGGAAAAGUUGGAAAACGCAUUUUGGAUCGCGCUAAAGACAAAACUAAAAAAGGAGGCGAAUGUGCAUUUGGAUUGGCUGUUGCGUUUGCUCAGUUGGCAACUCAUCGUGAUGUUGCGUUGCUAAAGAUAAUGACUAUGCUUAUAAAUUCAGAAAAAGAAGGGUUGGCUGCAUAUUACCAAAGAGUGCUGGAAGCAAACAAGAAAGAAAUAUAUGAAAGAUAUUUGGGUUUUUUUCAUAACCCAGAAUCUGCAGUGGCUUCCACAAUGAUUCACUACUACCCGCCCGGCCAUAAUGCAAAAAGUAAAUACUUAUACAGCUUCUUGCGAAAAAAUGGUAUCCGCAAUCCCAUCACUAUCCCAACUGGGCAGUAUAUAUUCAAAUCACAGAAUUGGCCGAAAUAUUACCUGACAAGUAACUCUCAACCUGGGGAAAUACACACCGAUUAUAGUGAGUACAACCACGAAGAUACAGCAAUUGCGUUGUACUCACUAGAUUAUAAAUUUGCUAGCAGUGUUCCAACAUCGUCAGAGAGGAUACUUGUCACCAAAACAGCUGAAGGAUACUACAAUUUUGAAUUGCAAAACACGGAUCAUGCUUACAAAUACAUAUAUUACGAUGAUAACUAUGCGAAGACGAAAUAUGUCAGGCUAAGCAAAAACCGUCCCUCAUUAGACGGUGAUUUUGUGAUGAUAAGAUACAAUGAUCAAAAUGGCGUUGUCACCAUUUCGGGAAGAAAUUCACCAACAAAGUUUUGGAACGGAAAAUCAAACAAACAUGCAGUUUACCCACAGGCAAUAACGGAAGCAAAUAAGAAGUACAUCACAUUUAAGUUGUACGAAUGUGCAGUUGAUAGUGAUGAAACGUGUCCUGAUUUUUAUAACAGAGAGGACCCUUGGGCUUAAAGUAUUGUAGCUAGUUAUAUUAUCUAUCAUAUAACGGUAAUAAUUGAAAUAAAUGAUUAAUUACAA
Messenger RNA from Hydractinia symbiolongicarpus, 1662 nucleotides. RefSeq names its product toxin CfTX-B-like. The record is from RefSeq and is a predicted model, not a curated record. Lineage: Eukaryota; Metazoa; Cnidaria; Hydrozoa; Anthoathecata; Hydractiniidae. The coding region runs from base 1 to 1596 and encodes 531 amino acids. The transcript is spliced from 5 exons.